This is a messenger RNA of Paramuricea clavata, 7365 nucleotides long. The record is from the annotation of a GenBank genome assembly. Lineage: Eukaryota; Metazoa; Cnidaria; Anthozoa; Malacalcyonacea; Plexauridae.
AAAAUAUUUUUUGCCAUUUAAAUAUUUUCACGAUUUCUUGGAGCAAUUUUGAGCCGAAACUUCAUAUGAACAUCGUAUAUGUGCAGUGAAUGAAAUACAACGUGCUUUUGUGGCUAAGCUACGAAGAUUUUUGCUAGUUUCUAGCUAUAUAAACGUACCGACACUCAUUUAAUUUAUCAAAACAUAUUUACAUGGUCAAGUAAACAUUACAUCAAUGGAUGAUUUGACAUCAGAAAAAGCUAAACCCAAGAAAACGGGCCCAGCAAGACCUCCACCACCACGGGCUAUGCAAGUCAGAAACGAUCUACCUUCGACAGUACGAAGACACUACGAGGAACUGUCCGAUUUUCGCGUAGAGCGUGUGAGAUGGUUUUACUACGAGGACAAAAAGUGGUCACCUUUUUGUGGUCAGGAUUCGUUAAAAAUUGAGCAAUGUUUUCGUCGCAUGCCCAGAAAAGAUGUCAAAACAUUGCCAGAUUUUUAUGAAGUGUGUACGGUGCUCGGUGGACUUUACGAUGCCGACGUUGCAAGACGUAUUUGUAAACCCGUUUACUGGAAAGGUUCAGUACUUUAUAUAAAGCGCCCUGUUUAUAUUUCAUUAAUUUAUUAACUCAUUACAUUAACUCUGGUGUAAUGCCAGGGCUGCAAAUUACUGUCGGACAUCGGACAAUGUCCGACUAAAUUUGGCAAAUGUCCGAGCAAAAGUAAUUUUGAUCGGACAUUGGUCCGAUCACAAAAAAAUUGUCACAUUAUACAUUUUUUUGCUGUGACAAAAUCCGAUUGCAAAUUCACUCAAUUUGCAUUUUGCAAUAAAAUUUACAAGGUAUUCUAGCAUUUUACGUAACAUUGCGCCGGAAUGGCUAUACCUGUACAUACUUGUCUCGUGACUUAUAUAUAUUUAUCUUGUGACGUAUAUAUAUGUCCGACACCAAAUUUAGUGGUGUUGGUUUUUGUCCGACCAAAUUCAAGUUAUGUACGACCAAAAUUAAAAGUGAUCGGACAAAUGUCCUGUCAAGUCAAAUAUUUAUUUGCAGCCCUGAAGGCCGUUUCCACUUCAACGAUAUCGUACCGUAGCGUAUUUCUUUGUUUCCUGAGCAUUCGAGUGGAUCUAUAAAUGACUUUGACAUGAAAGGUGGCAGGGUACAGUUAAGGUUGCAGUGGAAACAGCCUUUAUAUGGAACCUGUGCUGGCCCGCUUAGUGGGACAGCUCGGUAAGCGGGAUAUGAAUUUCGCUUGUGUUUACAUGAGAAAAUUUCAUCCCACUUUGCCGGGACAAUUUUGUUGUUUUGACAGUUGUUAAAAAUAGCUUGCGGCAGCAUCUUUGAACUUUCAUCUCGGCAACUGGGCCAGCCUGCUUGUGAGUGUAUAUAUGGUGAUCUCGCUUUUCCAUAUUAACACACAGUAAUUUCUACUAUAAAAGUAACUACUCUCUUACUGGGCUGUCUCGCUACUGCCUUGUCCCUCGUUGCUUCAGUUGGGAAUAGAGAUCAGUGGAAAAACAAUGGGAGCGCGGGGCUUAAUGGGAGAUGUCACUAAGCGCCAACCUGACUUUCAUAUAAACAGCCCCUUGGACAAAGUAAAAUAAAAAUUAGAAUGCAUUACAGUUUAAUUAAUGUGUUAACAAGAGACAUUGGGUCGUUCCAGAAAAGAUCCCCACUUCCCCCACAGAGGAGAUUUCUGCUGUCCGGAGGGGGAGGGGAGAAAAAAUUGUUUCUGAUAAUAGUAAAUGUAUUAGGACAUCCGAAGGGGGUAGGGGGUUAACUUCCUAUUUCCUCCGUGGGGGUGGUAUGGAUGUUUUCUGGAAUGACCCAUUGCCAGAUAAACUGGUUUUGUUAAACCAGACCCAACAAUUUACCUUCACAAAUGAAAUAACAUCAAAGGUGUUGACAAGAAGUUUGACUUCCGGAAGUAUUUAUUCUGUGAUACAGGUCCGCAUUCUGCACACUCAGAAUACUAACUUCUGUUUGACAAACUGUAAAAUCAUCUGACAUUAGCUGGAGUUAAUUAAAUAACAAAAAUACUUUCAGGCAUGAGUUUGACAUCCUCAUAACGGCAGAUGAUUUUACUCGUUAAGACGACAGUGUAAAUCCUUACUUAGCAAUCAAUAUUCCUUACAGCCGAUCCUCUACAAAUCUGCCGAGGUACUUGGUUCAAAGGUUCCGCCAGUGAAAAUCACUGGAUUCCACUUGGUGAAGAAGAAGCAAUGUCUAUUGAAAAUUCUCAUCAAACUUUGUGGCGAUCUAUGGUACUAGUUUGUAUGAUACUUGGUAGUGGUACAGUAAUUAGUGCCUGUUCUGUCCACUUUUUUGACUGGGUUUAAUUCUUUCCAUUCUUGCAUAAUUAUGCAUUUGAACGAUUAUAUCUCCACCUCAUUCACAUGUGAGAAGAGUGCUUGAGAUCCAGUUUGACCUUUAUGAACACUGCAAGCCAUGCAUGGCCACAUUUUGAGGGGAGGUGGUUUGCACCUCCCCUGAGAUUCUUUGCACCUCCCUGAAAAGUCAUGCAUCUCCCGUUGGGAAUGGCAGUUAAAAUUUGACAAAUUUCUUUGUGUUUGUAAAAACAUUUUUCAAAAGAAACUUUGCAUUGAAUGGCAAAAUUGGUCAAGUUGUACCAGUCAUAAUUCACAAAUAUGUGCAUAUGUCACAUAGUUGACUUUAUGGGGGCAGGAGUACAUUCUAAGCCCUAACAUUCCAGGGGAACCAUGAGCUAGGAUUGCUGCACCUCCCCUAAACAGUUUUCCACCUUCCCCACCAUUUCCACCUUCCCCAGCAUUUCCACCAAAAUCCAGCCUUGCUGCAAACUUUCUCUUAGUGCUUUGGUUCCCUAACUUUAGAGAGGACAAUGCUGUCCAGGUAGCAAAUAAAUGUAGUUUAAAGUUGUGUUAUUUUUAAACUUUCUUAUCAAGGGGUUAAAUCCAGGUGCCCCACAUGUAAAUAUGACAUCAAACACUGGUGAAACCAUUAAUGACGCAGAAAACAAAAAUGGUAACGUUUCUAAAUUAUUAUAUUUAUACCUAAUUCCCAGACUCAGGGUGGAACUACUGUGGGGUGCAAGGCACCAUGCACCUUAAAAAAUCUGCUUGACCAUACAUUUUUUGUUUUUCAAAUAGCGAUUAGCGGAACGUCUACUGUUAACACGUGUCAAUUUCUCGAAACAAUUUAUUGUGAGUUCACGAGAAAAUACUCGGAAUGCUUUAGUUAAAUAUCAUGUUUAAAUAUGUAAACAUGUCGAGGUUGCUAUACAGCCAUAUUUUCAAAUAUACUGUACUUUAACAAGCAAAUUUACUACACUGUGCUACAAAGCAAAUUUACUAUACUGUGCUACAGCAACUGUCCAGUCACGCUUACGUGAUAAACAGCCGAUAUAAACUUUAUAAACAAAACAUAUGUAAAAGAACGGCGAACAUGCAGAUUCGGCCAUCUCAAAUUAUGGGAAUGUCAAGAUAGUAGCGUUGCAGAGGAGAGUGGCCAGUAAAGCUCCCUCAUGCACCACCUCAUGGAAAACCUGCACCCCUCCUUACAGAUGAGGCUAGAUCCGCCCUUGUGACUCAUUAUUUGGUACAGUCAUUCUUCAAAUAAUCGACCUCAUUAAUUGACAAUUUUUGUGAUCAUCUCAAUCUCUAUUCAAUUCCUUGCAGUUUUGUGUCGACUACAACUCUCGGGUUACUAUGUCGAGUGGACUGACCUCACCGAGGUGUGGUUACAUAGCGAAGGCAUGACAUCGAAGAUAAUCCGCGGGAUGGUACAAAAGAUUGGGGGCUCAACUGGUGUCCAUGCCACGCCCCUACAUCGCGGCUAUCACACAGAAUGCAGCGAGACAGACUGUCCUGCUGAUGUGACACAUUUGGUGUUUGUUAUUCAUGGUAUUGGGCAACUCAUGAAUAACACUAUUAAUGAAUGUUGCCAUAUGUAAGUCAGGCAGGAGACUUCGAUACAUUAAUCGUCCCCCUCCAGCGCAAAGAUAAUUCGAAUAAAUCACUCCCACAUUCCUUGUGUUCUAUCUCCAAUAAGAAAGUGUUUGGAGCGUUUCUAAUGUCCAUUUAAUUCAUUUUUGUUGUCCUUUAAAAGGACAGCAAGUUGGGAUGUUUCAAGCACUACUAACAAGCAACAACUGGUGAAAAAAUCUAUAUAAAAAAUAUGUACAUAUAUCACUCAGCGCUCUGAAAUUAUGUAGAUUUAGUUUCAAGAGCAAAUGUUAAAAAACGUUUCAAUAAAAAAGAUAACCAGCGACCUCUUCAGUUUCUAGAUAAUUAGGUAGGUCGACGACCUACCAACUGUGCUACAAAGAGCCGCGCUACCAAUAGCCUGUAAAGCAGGCGUUUUAUUUGAAACGCGGGGAGGUGACGCCUUUUCAGAGCGCUGCACCUCCAAAAUUGCGUUCUUCGCAAAUUUUCCAUCUACAUCAGUUCUAUCGGACAAGAUGCCCCAACUCUUUACCCUCAGUGAAACCCUGAGCUAUUUCUUUAUGUUCAGGUUGCGCUGUGGAUCGAAGCAGAUUGCAGAAAAAUAUUUUGCAGAAGAGAACAAGAAAGGUCGAGUCGAAUUUGUCCCGGUAGAAUGGAGAUCAUCGCUGAAGCUGGACGAAGGAGUUCUUGACCUCGUUACUCCGCACACUGUACGAGGCGUACGAAAUGUGAUCAAUACCAGCAUGAUGGACAUUAUGUAUUAUACUAGUCCAUUUUACCGUGAAGAGGUCAGUGUGUACCAUUUCCAUAUUCUAUUACUAAUCCAAUUUUAUUUAUACUUUAUUGUACUCGAUAUAGCUAUACACAGUUUUCUGCCUGCGUUGUCGCAGGUGAGUUGUGGCUUGAUUUACACAGUACAACUCAAGUUGUAAGCAAGUUGCAUGCAAAAAAGGUUCAAAAAAAGGACCAAAAAUGUCCGAAAAAGAGGACCAAAAAAGGUCCAAAAUAGAGGUCCAAAAAAGAGGUCCAAAAAUAGAGGUCCAAAAAUAGAGGCCCAAAAAUAGAGGUCCAAAAAUAGAGGUCCAAAAAAGAGGUCCUAGAGGGAAAAGUUUUUUAAUGGUUAAAAACAUUAAAGCUUGUAUAGUUUCAUUUAGCUUAUGGCCUGAAAGGUUUUUAAUUGGUUGGCAAUGCGAACAGUCAUUGUGCUUUUAAAAAUAAUUUCUAACGAGUGAUCCUUAAUGAAUAACCUGAAUUUUAAAUAUGAAAGACAAUUAUUAUCACUGCACAAGUUGCUUACACUGCACCUUGAAAUAUAAUUCCCCCUAUACGUCCCCCUUAUAUAUAGGUCCAGUGUUAAUACAGAAUGUAGACUUGGGUCUAUACAGUCUGUAAUGAGAUCAGUUUCAUUUUCAACCAUAAUCUAAUGCUCUCUGUCGUUUUCAGAUCAUUGUGUUUGUGAAAAACGAGCUAAACAAGCUCUACAACUUGUUUUUAUCCCGACACCCUACGUUUCGUGAAAAUGGCAAGGUCUCGAUAAUCGCACACUCAUUGGGCAGCGUCAUAGUCUACGAUAUCUUAGAAAGAUGGGACUUGAGACUUCGAGAUAUGGAGGCGAGCACGCAAAAUAGAUUCGUCACAGACAGUAUCAACUAUUUUAACUCGAUGGAAGAAAAUCGGAAUUCGAAUUCAUCCCUGCCUGGGGAGUCGAAGGAAAAUCCCAUUCAUGUAGAGCUUGCUCAAGCACAACUUAGAUUAGAGGAGUUGGAUUAUAAACUUCACAAUCAAAUGUCGGGGUUAAGCAAUGGACAAAGUUCCAAAGAUGAUUUACAGUUUAAGGUUUGUGAAAAAAAAGGAUAAGUAUAUUGAUAGGUUUCAGUCUUUUAUAGUAAGUGUUACCCGACAAAAGAUGGUGCAUGAUGAACUUCAAAAACAUUAAAAAGUUGAGAUGAGAGUUGACGAGAGUUGCCAGUCACGUAUUGUUACGGGGAACAUUUCAAGCUCUAGCGUCUGUAUUCUAAAAGCUCACUCACGCUCACACUCAAAGAGUGGAAGUUCAAUCUGAGCUUCCCUUGAGUGUCAAUGCUGUUUUUUAAUAGCUGGAGGGUUAGUGUCGUACCUUACUAUGUGAUUACUCACCCUCCCGCUAUUCAAAACCAGCAUUGACACUCAAGGGAAGCUCAGAUCGAACCUCCACUCUUUGAGUGUGAGCUUUUAGAAUACAGGUGUUAGUCUCGUGCCUUACUAUGUGACUACUCGCCCUCCAGCUAUUCAAAAACUGCACUGACACUCAACUGGGGAAGCUCAGAUUGAACCUCCACUCUUUGAGUGUGAGCAAAGAGUGAGUGAGCUUUUAGAAUACAGGUGUUAGUGUGAUAAAUGUUCCAACUAUGUUUUAACUUAAAUACAAUACAUCCUCGUUUAAUCCGGGCUUUAAGGAUGAGAGUGUAUAAGUGUUGACAGUCACGCGAGCUUGGUUAGCUGUUCUUAAUGCUUCCCCAACACUAUCAUGUAUUUUAGUUAAAACGUAUAGUUGAAACACCUAUCAAAUCUUUAUUUCGUUAAUCUAGAGCUUGAAAUGCCCCUGUAGAAAUUCGUGGUGGCACCUCUCAACGUUUGACUGUGGCUUUAUAGAAGGAAGAAAAUUCUUGCUCGCGUAUGAACACCAACUCUUAUCAACUCACAUGCACUCUCAUCAACUUUGAGCUGGUUCAAAUUUUGAUGAAAGUUGAUGAGAGUUUUCGCUACGAGCGUGGUAAUAUCCAGUCAACUCUCAUGCAACUCUCGUGCAACUCUUGUUCUCGUUUGACAGGGGAAAACUCUCGCUUCUCGUUUGACCGGGGCAUGAGAGUUGAGAAAACUCUCAUACAAACUCUCGCUUCUCAACUCUCAUGCAACCCUUGUUCUCGUUUGACAGGGGAAAACUCUCGCUUCUCGUUUGACCGGGGCAUGAGAGUUGAGAAAACUCUCAUACAAACUCUCGCUUCUCAACUCUCAUGCAACCCUUGUUCUCGUUUGACAGGGGCAAACUCUCGCUUCUCAACUCUCAUCAACUCUCAUGCAACUCUUGUUCUCGUUUGACCGGGGCACGAUAGUUGAGAAAACUCUCACACAAACUCUCGCUUCUCAACUCUCAUACAACUCUUUUUCUCGUUUGAACAAACUCUCACUUCUCAACUCUAGGCCAUUAGACCACCACAUAAAUUUACAAUCGGCAAGAAUUAACGUUAUUUUUUCUGAUAACUUGACCACCAUCUACUGCACGACGAUGUGAACUCUUAAAAUGUAAUCUGUCACGGUAUUAUUCCAUUUCUAGGUUACCAAUUGCUUUCUGGUCGGUUCACCAUUAGCGGUAUUUUUCACCCUACGGGGAUUUCGUCCUGGUGAGGAAACGGAGAAAGCCGUCAUGCCUCAGAUUGUCUGCGAGAGAUUGUUUAAUAUCUACGAUCAAUGUGAUCCUGUGG